UUUUCUUUGAGCAGAGUAUGUCGCUUGGAAAAUUUGGAAAAAUAACAUUGUCGUGGUUAGGAAUAACAGUUACAAGUUUAUCUCUUUUCGUGGUUGCUAAAAACUACGUAAAUGACCGCCGUAUUGAGAAUAUGAAAGCGCGCGAACGUAUGCGCAGAGCUAACGAAGGAGAAUAUCCUGAUUUGUACAGGAAACUGUGAGAAAAUAUAUUUGCUUUAGUAUUUGAGAGUGAAGUGAGCGAAGGAAGGAAUCAAAGAUGGCAGUACCACAAUUAGACCCCGCAAAGCUGCAAUUGGUCCAGGAGUUGGAGAUUGAGAUGAUGUCAGACAUGUAUAAUCGUCUAGUCACCGCCUGUCAUCGGAAAUGCAUACCCUUGAAGUACCAUGAGCCCGAACUUGGGAAAGGCGAAUCAGUCUGCUUGGAUCGUUGUGUUGCGAAAUAUUUAGAUGUUCAUGAACGCAUCGGGAAGAAGUUGUCAAACAUGUCGCAAGGAGACUCUGAAGAUCUUACCAAAAUAAACUUGCAAGAAACCAAAAAAUAGUACAAGUAUCAGAAACAAUUAUAACUUGCAGUAAAAUGUGCCAUAGACAAUAUGGAUUUUUUUUAUUUCUAUUUUAGAACAGACCUCCUUUUUUUUCUUUUUUGUUUAUGAACAUCAAUAUAAUUUUAUUGCCAAUGAUUAUACCCUGUACAUUUAAUUAAAAAAAUUACUGCAAGUUAUUACAUAGAUAUGAGAACGUACAAAUAGUUUCGGGAUUUUAAUGCACAAGUCAUUAAAUAAACGACUUUUAUCUGUGCUUACAUUAGUUUCUUACUCAUUGCAUUUCGAUUUGACAAUGGUGUUGUGUUAGCAUGGGUAUUAUUAACUUAGUAAUAUAUUAGACAAUGUUAAAAAUAAAAUUGUGUAAAAGCAA
Papilio xuthus (Asian swallowtail) is the source of this 914-nucleotide messenger RNA. Lineage: Eukaryota; Metazoa; Arthropoda; Insecta; Lepidoptera; Papilionidae. The record is from RefSeq and is a predicted model, not a curated record.